Messenger RNA from Drosophila sechellia, 4494 nucleotides. It is a transcript of the gene L, whose product is annotated as zinc finger protein Lobe. The record is from RefSeq and is a predicted model, not a curated record. The coding region runs from base 231 to 3914 and encodes 1227 amino acids. NCBI's taxonomy places the organism in Eukaryota, Metazoa, Arthropoda, Insecta, Diptera, Drosophilidae. The transcript is spliced from 4 exons.
AAUUGGACGUCCUUCGUCUCGCGCCUCGCGCUUUGAAAGAAAAAAAAAACGCUAGCAACCCAUACAUCAGAAUAGAGAUAUAAUGAUCCUUUGGUGCAGCAAGGGCCUAAACUAAAAGUGUUUGGUGUUUAUCGAGAAAGUGCAGCUAAAGUGCCUACCUAAUCGAAUUUAGUUCAAAUCAUAUUAAAUAAAAUAACUAGAAGUUAAAUAAGACAUUACUAUGCCAUGAUAUGAUGGCCCUAAAGAUGUUAUAUCGUGGUCCCAGUUCGCGUUUGGAGAAUCUAAUUGAAAAGAUCCAGGCCACAAAGGACAUCACCAAUAACGAUAUGUACAGCACCCACACAUCGUCCAGUUAUUCGCCUAGCAUUUCUGACGGCACAAUGACUCCCAAUUCACACCACUUGACCGGAGCUCCAAUCGCCGCCGGUCAGGAUGAUCAUCCGACUGAGGGCAAGAUCAAUGGUGGUGCUGAUGGCGAUGAUUUGCCCAAGCCAAAACGUUUGCCACACUUCCAUCACCACCACCAUCAUCAUUACCAUCAUCAACAGGCGCUGAAAAUAGCCAACAAGCUGCGCAAAAUCAAUAAGGAAGCCAAAAUGGGAGUUACCGCAUGUGCGGGAUCCACUGGAGCAGCAUCCAAGUUUGAUAAGUUGACAGGAGAGGGGAUUAAAAGUCGCGGCGACGGAUCCUACCAGUGCCAGUUCUGCGAAAAGACAUUUCCACGUCUCGGCUACUUGAAGCAUCACGUACAGAGCCACGCUGAACACCUGCCUUUCAAAUGCGAAUACUGCUCCAAGCUCUUCAAGCACAAGCGAUCCCGAGAUCGCCAUAAGAAACUGCAUACCAACGAGCGGAACUACAAGUGUCCGCACUGCGAGGCAGCUUUUUCCAGAAGUGACCACUUGAAGAUCCACAUGAAGACCCAUGACAUACAGAAGCCCUUCCAGUGCAGCAUGUGCAACAGGGGCUAUAAUACAGCUGCUGCUCUAACCUCGCACAUGCAAAAGCACAAGAAGAAUGCAGCCAUCCUGGCAGCCGGUGGCAAUCCGAAUGCCCUCAACUAUAGUCCUCGGUCCACGGGUUCGGCCUCGGCAUCGGUGUCCAGCAAUGGUAGUCUGCAGAAGAGGAGAUAUGCCUUGGCUUUGGCAUCAGAUAGUAGCCCCAGUAGACUGGAUUUCCCGAAGAGAUCGAGGAGUAAUCAUGUGGGAGGCACUACCACCACAGCCACACCCACUCCCUUGCUCAGAUGCAGCUACUGUCCCAAGGUCACGGAGUUUAGUAGCCUGGAACAACUCAAUGCCCAUCUACAGAGUGUCCACGAACAACCGCAACCACAGGCUGUAAAGACUCCAGUUCAGGAGGGCGAAGGCUUUCAGCUGAGCUGUGAGUACUGCACCAUGAAGUUUGGCAAUAUCGCCGGACUUUUUCAGCACAUGAGAAGCACUCACAUGGACCGAUUGAGCAGUCCGAACUCCUACUACGAGCACUUCAAUCGCCUGGCCACCGCUGGCACUUUCAGUCCCCGACUGGCUUUGGACUUGCCCAAAAUCAAACCGGAUUUGGGAAGUCCGGAGCGGGAAUCGCGACCUGCUGAGGACGAUCUGCCCACAGAUUUGAGCAGCAACAAGCGGCGACCAAUGACACCCAAUCCCCAAGCCCAGACUCCACUAGCUCCGCCCUCUGCACCACCGGGCGUAUUUUUCUGCAAUCAGUGCAACGCUGGACUGCCGGAUUUCGAGAGCUUUAGGAACCAUCUGAAGAGUCACAUUGCCGAGGGCAUGCAGCUGGUUUGUCCGCAUUGCGGAAUGAGUUUGCCGGAGCAAUCGGAGUUUGAGCGCCAUGUGGUGGGUCACUUCCUCAUCACGGGCUCGGAGUUCAACUGCAGCUCGAGCUGCGGAAAGAGUUUUGCCAAAUCGGAGGAUCUGCAGCAACAUUUACUGUCCGAGCACGUCCUAACCCUGCUGAAGUGUUCUUUGUGCUCGGAGCUUUGCGAAAGCCGAAUGGCCAUGCAGCUGCAUCUGGCCUGUGCGCACAGUCAGGAAACCAAGCUUCUCCGCUGCAGCGCCUGUCUGGAGCUCUUCCGCUCCGAUGCUGAGUUUCAUGUGCAUGUGAAGACGCGCCAUCAGUUGGGCGGCCAUCCCACUUUGGGCGCCACUUCUAGUGCUCCCACUAAUCCGCUACAAUGCAUGUUCUGCCGAGCAGUUUGCUCUUCCGAGCUGGAAAUGCACUUCCAUUUGGCCGCACAUGCACGCCAGUUUAGAUGCCCUUCCUGCCCGGAGACCUUCCAUGUGGAGUUUCUGCUGGAUCGGCAUAUGCAGAGUCAGCAUGGUGGCGUCAAGGACAAGGAGGCCAACUCGCCCAACAUGGGCAGUCUCUAUGUGAAUGCCUUGCUACCACCCUUGGCGGCAGCGGCGGCUGCGGCGGCGGCCACAAACAAUAACAGCAGCAUCAUCGACUACAAUGUGGCAUUUAAGGGUUUAUUUGGAGGAGCUUCUGGUGGAGCCGGUUCCGGAGGAGGUGGAGCUCAAUCUGGCGGAGCACCGCCAUCGGGUAACAAAUUCUACAGCCCUCUUCAGGUAGACACCAAUGCACUGAAGGCGCAAACAUCUCCGCAUCCGGCUUUAAUGUACGGCCUGAGCCAGCGAUAUCUGAUGGAGAUGUAUGCUGCCAAGUCCACAUCGCCCUCGGGAAAUGAGGGAGUUGGAAACUCGCAGCCACCGGCUCCUCAAGCCACGGCACCACCACCACCAAAUGCCAGCACUGCCACUUUCAGUUGCGGAAUGUGCGAACGACAGGACUUGCGCAGCGAGGCGGAACUACACUCCCAUCGCAAAUUGGCCCACAAUCUGAAGACGGGCGUCAGCCUGAGAUGUGCCUACUGUGCGGGCAACUUUAAGUCUCGGGCAGAACUGGAGCAGCACAUGAAGAGCUGUCACAAUUCGACGGGUAAGCACAAGUGCUUGAUAUGCGAUGAGGUGUUUCCCUCACCAGCCAUUCUGGCGGAGCACAAGCUCCAACACUCGAAGGUGGGUCAGUCCGGAAAGUGUUCCCACUGUGGACAACCCCUCGAGGAUGUGGCCGCCUUUAGGGCUCAUCUAUCCGAACAUGGAAGCGAUGGUGCCUCCUUGCCACUAGCCUGCAUUUGCUGCCGGCAGACGUUGCAUUCGGAAUUUGAGCUGAGUCUGCAUGCCAAAUUCCACACAAAGUCCUCCUCGAGUGGAGGAAGUCUGCAGGAGCCAGUGUGUGCCCUGUGCUUGGAACCCCUACCAGAUGCCACCGAGGGUCCAGCCAAACUCUGUGACAAGUGCUGCCGUAAGCAUAACCUAAAUGGAAAGCGUGGCAAGCACUCGGAGCCUGCGACAUCUCUGCCAGCUCCGCCGUCGGCGUUUGUGGAAAACCGCUGCAACCUGUGCAAGAUGAUCCUGCCACAUGCCCAGAAGCUUCAGGAACAUCUGGUGGAGCACACCUUCGCCGGCACCGAACAGCGUGGCUUUAAUUGCUACAUCUGCUCGGCAGUUUUCACCGCACCGGGAGGACUACUCAACCACAUGGGCGAACACGGAGCCCAUUCUCGACCCUACGAUUGUAAUCUCUGCCCGGAGAAAUUCUUCUUCCGAGCUGAGUUGGAGCACCACCAAAGGGGUCAUGAGCUGAGACCGCAGGCACGACCUCCAGCAGCAAAAGUGGAGCUAACAUCCAUUCGGAACAGUUCACCCGGCCAGAGUCCGGUGAGAAGUCCCACCAUUGUCAAACAAGAGCUAUACGAAACGGAUACCGUCGAGUCCGGCGGAGUGCAAGAUGAACCGGAGAAUCAGCCAGAUGAAGAGGAGUACAUUGAAGUAGAACAAAUGCCGCAUGAGACACGUCCAAGUGAGAUUGGGUCGCAAUUGGAAAGGUCCACCAGCAGCGCCUAAAAUACUAAAAAAUUGAGAUUCAUAGUGGGCUGCCUAGUAAAUGUAUUGUUAUUCCAAACAUUCUUUUUAAACAAUGUCCCAGAGUUUUCAGAAUUUUAGCAUAUUUAUUUUUAUACAAAUUUUGGGAAUCUACAAAACACGAGAUUCAGCCCCUUAAACUAAUAGGUCUUGUCACUUAUAACGUUGUAACGUAAAGCAAUUAAAACAGUUUAGAAUUAAUCAUAUACAUACGUAUAAAUACAUACACGAUAAACUCAACCGACAAAGAAUUAUCAAUAUUACACAUACGCCUAGUGAACUCGUAGAAACUCUUGACGAAAAGUAAGCAUUUGUGUGUGAUAGUUUUUCAAAGAUUCGACUCCGCUGUUUAUUCUCAAUUAUGAUUUACCUACUUUAGAUAUGUAUGUUAUAGGGCAUUGCCUUUGAUUCAGUAUUUAUAUUGUAUUACACGAUUCAACAAUAACUAACCAUGUAACUAUAAAUGAUUAUACAAUUACAUACGUCUUACAUAAGCACCAAAACAUUUUUAAUGUGUAGCAUAUAAAAAGUGAAAAACAAAAAGGAAGACAACUGAAAAAUA